Homarus americanus (American lobster) is the source of this 918-nucleotide messenger RNA. RefSeq lists its product as uncharacterized. NCBI's taxonomy places the organism in Eukaryota, Metazoa, Arthropoda, Malacostraca, Decapoda, Nephropidae. The transcript has a single exon. Bases 1 to 918 code for a protein of 305 amino acids. The record is from RefSeq and is a predicted model, not a curated record.
AUGAGAGGCAAAGUUUGUACAAGCAUGAGAGGCAAAGACUUUACAAGCAUGAGAGGCAAAGACUGUACGAGCAUGAGAGGCAAAGACUGUACGAGCAUGAAAGACAAAGUUUGUACAAGCAUGAGAGGUAAAGACUGUACAAGCAUGAGAGGCAAAGACUGUACGAGCAUGAGAGGCAAAGACUGUACAAGCAUGAGAGGCAAAGACUGCACAAGUAUGAGAGGCAAAGACUGUACAAGCAUGAGAGACAAAGACUGUACGAGCAUGAGAGGCAAAGACUGUACAAGCAUGAGAGGCAAAGACUGUACAAGCAUGAGAGGCAAAGACUGCACAAGUAUGAGAGGCAAAGACUGUACAAGCAUGAGAGGUAAAGACUGUACGAGCAUGAGAGGCAAAGACUGUACGAGCAUGAGAGGUAAAGACUGUACGAGCAUGAAAGACAAAGUUUGUACAAGCAUGAGAGGCAAAGACUGUACAAGCAUGAGAGGCAAAGACUGUACGAGCAUGAGAGGCAAAGACUGUACGAGCAUGAGAGGUAAAGACUGUACGAGCAUGAAAGACAAAGUUUGUACAAGCAUGAGAGGUAAAGACUGUACAAGCAUGAGAGGCAAAGACUGUACGAGCAUGAGAGGCAAAGACUGUACGAGCAUGAGAGGCAAAGUUUGUACAAGCAUGAGAGGCAAAUACUUUACAAGCAUGAGAGGCAAAGACUGUACGAGCAUGAGAGGCAAAGACUGUACAAGCAUGAGAGGCAAAGACUGUACGAGCAUGAGAGGCAAAGACUGUACAAGCAUGAGAGGCAAAGACUGCACAAGUAUGAGAGGCAAAGACUGUACAAGCAUGAGAGACAAAGACUGUACGAGCAUGAGAGGCAAAGACUGUACAAGCAUGAGAGGCAAAGACUGUACAAGCAUGUGA